AUGCCGACACCCAACGUGGCCGGGUUCAGCACCCUCCGGGCAAGGGCAUACCUCUUCCGGCUGCCGCUGUUCACGCGCGCCGUCCUGGCCGCCAUCGGCCUGUUCUGGAUCCUCGGUGUGCAGGUCUGGUGGGACGUUCGCGCUUGGGGCGCGCUGGUGCCGGACAAGCUUGGUUUUGCGACGCUGUACCGGCUCAAUACCUUCCCGUUUAUACACCUGAACGUGUUCCACGCGCUCAUGAACGCGCUGGCGCUGACGCCGCUGCUGGAGCGCUUUGAGAGCGAGUAUGGCACGCUCACGUCGCUGGCGCUCUUCUUUGGCCCGUUGACCACACUGCCGGCGUUCAUGUACGUGGCGGUGGAAAAGUGGAUUCUGAGGGCCGAUACGGCUGUUAUGGGCGCUAGUAUGUGGGUGUUCGUCCUGCUCGGCAUGGAGGCCAUCCGCACGUACAAGGCCAACCCGUAUCUGGUCGUGGGCACACACCAUAUUCCCACGUGGACGACGCCCAUCGCGCUGCUGCUCUGCGUAGCGGCUCUCGUGCCGAGCUCGAGUUUCCUCGGGCAUCUCGCCGGGUUGCUGGUUGGGUAUAUUUGUGGCUUAGGAUAUCUGAAAUUCCUGGCGCCGCCGGAAAGGGUGCUGCGUUGGGUCGAGGGAAAGCUGAACCUCCUUGGGCGGCUGCCACACUACGUCAGCGUGGACCAGAAGACGUACGGCCGGUUCGGCGUGCUGCCUUCGUCGGGAUCUCCGCCUCCGACGAGUGUUGCGCUGCCCCUGUAUCCGUACCCAGUUCCAGAACACCAGGCGCAACCAUCGCGAGAAAGCUUCUGCGAGGAGCACCUCGGCACUGCAGCCGGUCAAGAUGCCAAGAUUACUAGUGCAUUGCAGUUGCGACGCGAUCCGCGCAUCCUGAAGCUCCCGCCGUACCUUUCGCUGCUCUUCGUCGUCGUCGGCGCCGUCUGGCUCUUUCUGCUCCCACUCGACCAGUACUCGCGGAGAACCUACAUAUCGGAAAACGCGCUUCUUCCUGGGCAGGUACACACCUACUUCGGCGGCAGCGACCAGAAUGUGUUUCGGGCCUACAAGCACGAGGUGAAUGCGUUGGCGGGCAAGAGCAAUGUCGAGAUCAACAACAGCUUGGAACCCAUCGUCAAGGGUCUCGGUCUCAAGACAGCCCGGCAAAACUUCACCUACCACGCUGCAGGACGGACCUAUGCUGGCGAGAACCUGUACGCCAUCCUGCAGGCACCGCGAGGCGACGCUACCGAGGCCAUUGUGCUGGUUGCUGCAUGGGAGAACGUCAAGCAUGAGCUCAACCGCAAUGGCAUACCACUGGCGCUGACGCUGGCGCGGUACUUUAAGCGCUGGUCGCUGUGGUCCAAGGAUAUCAUCCUGCUGCUUACCCCUGACAGCAUUGCCGGCCCCCAAGCCUGGGUCGAUGCCUACCACGACGCACACGACCCGUCCCGCGUCGCCAGCCUGCCCCUCAAGUCAGGCUUACUGCAGGGCGCCAUUGCCAUCGACUACGCUCAGGAAGGGCGCUUCGAGAGCCUGCACAUCGUCUACGACGGCGUCAACGGCCAGCUGCCGAACCUGGACCUCAUCAACUCGGUCGUCAGCAUUGCGCGCGGCCAGAUGGGCAUUGACGUGGCGCUGCAGGAGAUGUGGCGCCACAGCGAUGACUACAAGGACCGCCUGCGCACCAUGCUACGCGGCAUGCUGAAGCAGGGGCUCGGCCUGGCCAGCGGCCCGCACAGCAGCUUCAUCCCGUACCACGUCGACGCCGUGACGCUCCGGCCGUUCGGCGAGGGCUGGCAGGACGAGAUGGCCCUGGGCCGCGUCGUUGAGGGUUCCUUCCGCAGCCUCAACAACCUGCUGGAGCACCUCCACCAGAGCUUCUUCUUUUACCUGCUCAUGCAUCGUGAGCGCUUCGUCAGCAUCGGCACCUACCUGCCCAGUGCCAUGCUGGUGGCCGCUAACUUUACUAUCAUGGCUAUCGCCUUGUGGGUCAAGAGCGGACACUCGGAAGGCGGCGGCCAAGCAACGGCAGACAGCAAAACCGUAACCCCCGCCAACCAUGCCGCCGAGCGUGACCUGUCCCUUCCGCUGGGAGUGGUCACCCUCUGCCAGGUCCUCUCCGUCAUUCCGCUAUACCUCUUCAACCAUGUCCCGGAAAGCGCCUUAACCCCGCUCUUCAUAACCUUCGCCCUGCUCAACACCCUCCUGCCGCCAGUCCUCUCGCACCUGUUGGCCACAAAGACCACCUUCACACUCGCACAGUACGACCUCGUUCAAUGCUUCUCCCUCCUGCUGCUGGGCAUGUUCCUCUCAUCCCUGGCGACGCUCAACUUUUCUCUUGCGCUCAUCAUCGGCCUGCUGGCCGCGCCGCUGUCCUUUGUCCGGCCAUUCUCACCCUCGCCCACCUCUGGAUUGAAGCGCAUCGCCUGCGCGGUCCUGCUCAACGCCGUCAGCCCCACGGCCGUGCUCCUCGCCGGCGCGCUCUACUGGCGUCUCGACGUUCGGAGCGUUCUCCGUGAUGCCGCCGUCGCCUGGCACGUCACGGGCACCUACUCGCCCGUGGUUGUGUGGUGUGUCUGGUGGCCGGCUUGGUUGGCGGGCCAGUUAAUUGUUCUGGCGCGUCCCGCUCCUGCUUCUGCUUCUGCACGGCGGUCAAAUGGGGCAUGGGCAGGGGAUGAUGGCAAGGUGAAGGGUGAGUAG
Molecule: messenger RNA, 2715 nt
Organism: Canariomyces notabilis
Lineage: Eukaryota; Fungi; Ascomycota; Sordariomycetes; Sordariales; Chaetomiaceae
Product: Gaa1-domain-containing protein
Exons: 9
Coding region: 1-2715 (904 amino acids)
Biological process (GO): attachment of GPI anchor to protein
Cellular component (GO): membrane; GPI-anchor transamidase complex
Molecular function (GO): serine-type endopeptidase activity
Source: RefSeq, a predicted model, not a curated record